This is a messenger RNA of Nerophis lumbriciformis (worm pipefish), 4882 nucleotides long. It is a transcript of the gene pcdh12, whose product is annotated as protocadherin 12. Gene Ontology annotation, molecular function: calcium ion binding. Gene Ontology annotation, cellular component: plasma membrane. Gene Ontology annotation, biological process: homophilic cell-cell adhesion. Lineage: Eukaryota; Metazoa; Chordata; Actinopteri; Syngnathiformes; Syngnathidae. The record is from RefSeq and is a predicted model, not a curated record.
GGGCAGCAGCUGCUGGACUGACUGAGGAGCAACAUGGAAGACUUUCUCCUUCAAGUCUUCUUUUGAGCGGACCGGACUUGGACAACUAAUCCACCUCGGAUUUGAUUUUAGAUGGAAGAGAAGGAUUUGAUCUUUGUUGGAUCCCUUUGACUCAUCCUCAAGUGACCUGGAGAUCAUUUGUCUCUCUCGGGAAGGUUCUCGGACAUGUUGAUCCAGUAGGUCUUUGUCCAUCAUCAUGCUGCUGGUUCUGAUUGUGGUCCUGAAUUUGAGCUGGGGGGCUCGUAGCUCCGAGCCCUCGUCCAUAACUGUCCAGUACCGCAUGUGGGAGGAGCAGCCUGUGGGAACUCGGGUCGGCCGCCUGGUGGACGACCUUUGGCAGAUGGACCAGGUGGGUCCUAUGGAGGACUUCCAGGUCGUGGAACACGGAAGAACCCUUCCCUUUUCUGUCAGCGCUCGAGACGGCCUUGUCUCCACCCAGGGACGUUUGGACAGGGAGGAGUUGUGUCGUGGUUCCGGUUUGUGCGAGGUGGCCUUCAGUGUUCUCUACAAAAAAAGCGGCGCAGUGAACUGCCUGCGGGUUCACGUGGAGGUGAUGGACCUGAAUGACCACAGUCCCAGCUUUGCCAGUCCAGCACAGGAAGUGGAGAUCUCAGAGACGGCCAGCCUACGAAUGAGAAUCCCGCUGGAAUGUGCGGUGGAUCCUGAUGCAGGAGCCAACGGUCUUCAGACCUAUUCGCUUUCUGUCAAUCAACACUUUGCUCUGGAUGUGACAACUGCCCUGGGCGGGACUAAACAGGCGGAGCUGGUGGUGAUCAAAGAACUGGACAGGGAAGUGCAAGCAUCCUUUGAUCUCAUCCUGGUGGCAUGGGACAAAGGGAACCCUCCGAGGUCUGGGAGUACCUUAGUCCACGUUAAUAUUCUGGACUCAAAUGAUAAUAGUCCUACUUUUGAGGAAAGUACCCCUACUGUGGAGAUACCUGAGAACACGGCCCGAGGGACAACCAUCAUCCACCUUAAAGCCACUGAUCCGGACCAAGGUGCCAACGGGGAGGUGGAGUACUCGCUAAGUAAGCACACACAUCCUGAGGUUCAGAGGCUGUUCUAUGUGGAUCCACAGAGCGGUGUUGUGAGUGUCAGAGCCCCUCUGGAUUACGAGGCCCAUUCCUCCCAUGAAGUCAUCAUACAAGCCCGUGAUCGUGGACCUAACUCCAUUCCUUCGCACUUCAUGCUCCAUGUCAAGCUAACAGACGUUAACGACAACGCCCCCAGGAUACACAUGACCUGGACUCAUCCCAACUCGGCGGCCGCGACCGUGCUGGAAGGAGCCCCGGCGGACACCUUCCUUGCCCUGGUGAUGGUUUCUGAUGCGGAUUCAGGAGAAAAUGGUAAAGUGACAGCAGUGAUGCCGCAAAGUUCGGGCCCAUUUCGCCUUAAAAAGGUGCACGGUGAAAACUACAUGAUCGUAACUGCCGGCCCCCUGGAUCGGGAGAAGGUGAUGGACUACAACGUUACAGUUCUGGCGCAGGAUUAUGGAGAUCCUCCGCUGUCCUGCGUCAAACACCUGCCUGUUCAUGUUCUGGAUGAGAACGACAACGCGCCAGUUUUUUCAUCCUCCAUCUUCAAAGCUUCCUUCGAGGAGAACAACCUCGCGGGUUAUCGCGCACUCAAAGUAGAAGCGCAUGACGCCGACUUGGAGCUGAGUGGCAGAGUCUUGUACUACAUUCCCAACUCCACUCAGACCUUCUCCAUCCACCCCACAAGUGGCGUAGUCAACGUCCUUCACCCUCUAGACUACGAAGAGUCACAGUCCCACUCAUUCCUGGUGGAAGCCGUGGAUCAGGGCCAUCCGCCUCAUCGGACCGUGGCCACGGUGCAGAUUGACCUCCAGGAUGUGAAUGACAACUACCCGGUCAUUAAAGAGCCAAGACCCAAAGAAGGUGUGGCUUUUAUAAGCGUUCCAGUGGAUGCAGACCAUGGGGAGAUUGUGACCGAACUAGAAAGUGAUGCUGAGGAAGAAUCGAGCGGUUUUCCCAUGGAACAUUCAGUCCGAGAGGGAUUCGAUGGAUUUCUUGUGUCCACAAUAAAGGCUGAAGAUUCUGAUUCAGGACUGAAUGGACAACUCCAGUUCUUCAUCACUGACGGAAACCCGCACAGGCUCUUCUGGUUGGACCAGACCACAGGCCAACUGUUUGUGAACACUACCAAUGCCACUGAGCUCAUUGGGAAAACCAUCAAGGUACACAUUUCUGUAUCUGACAUGGGGACCCCCAGCUUGACCACCAAGGCCACACUGGAGGUGGCCUUUAUCAACCUCAAGGACCACUUGAAGAACUCGUCUCCUGGCAACCGCGGGCGGCUCAGCUUCACCGUGAUGAUGGCCAUCUGCCUGGGGGCGGCAUGUCUGCUGCUGCUGCUAGCCGUCGCCGUCGUCACAACAUUCUGUCGGCCCGACAAACGGGAGAACCGGGCGUACAACUGCAGGCAGGCCGAGUCGACGUACACGCGCCAUCCUCGACGCCCGCAGAAGAACAUCAGGAAGUCGGACAUUCAGCUCAUUCCUGUCAUCAGGGAACGCAAAGAGGGUCCUCCUCUGGACGAGAGCGAGACGACACCGCUGACUCCGGCGACGACACAGGACCAAGAACCCGAGAGACACUUUGAUUUUACGCCCUUAAUGAUCAACUCCAGCUUCCAUUCCCAAAAUCACCUUGAAGGGGAUGCCCCUCAUACCAGAACACUUCGAAAACCCGGGAACAUUGAACUGGACUGCACUUCACAAACUUUGACGCCCGCGACAUUAAAUCGGACUCUUCGGAAGGCCAGAAACCAGUCCUCCUCCUCUUUAGCGUCCCGUUCCAGCACCUUGAAGCGGGAGAAGGCCGACACCGCGAGCUCCACGCCUCAGGCGACUCUCAGGAGGCCGAAGGCUCCGGAGGGUCAAGGACCGUACGACGCGGAACACCGGCGGAUGCUUCGGAACCUGGUACGGCUGUCCAUGGCGGCGUUCGCAGACUCCAUCGAGCUCUCCUCAGCCUCCCCGGAAGUGCAGCAGAUCUCCCAGCUCCUCUCCCUGCUCCGCCAAGGUCAGCUGCAGCCAAGACCAAACUUCCGGGGAAACAAAUUCUCUCAGCGAGCCGCCGGCAGGUAUGCAGGUCAGGACAGUUGUGAUUGGCAGAGCACCAAAGACAGCGGACACGGCGAGAGCGAGGCCGGGGACGUGGACUGGGAGGCAGGGAGAGACUCGCCCAUCGACCCGCAACUUGAGGAGGGGCUUAACAACCUGCUCAACAACGCUGAGGACGUCUUCUCAGAGGUCAACGACCCGGCGUGGAUGGCCCGCCUCUCGGUGACGCUGUCCGGAGAUUACCAUGACAACGUCUUCGUCCCCAACGCGCCGCCGUCCUCCGACUGCGAGCUCCUCCCCCGCGCCGGCUUGGACUCGUCGUCCUCCUUCUCCACCUUUGGUAAAAGUCCGGAGAAGGACGGCCCACUGGGCGGAGCCUUGUUGUCGGAGGUGAGCACGCUCUUCGAGAUGCUGAUGACGCAGAAGGCCGACGCCCACCCCGGCCCCCGGGCCGACGUCCUCUACCGACUGUCCUCGGCGUGCCGGCGCUCGCUGGACUCGGACGGCAACGGCGGACCAAUCAGGGGCCUGGCCCCGCCCCCUGCACGCUUUUAACACUGGAGAGAGAGGAGUCAUGUGAUCAGAAAGCAUACUUGUCAAUUUAAACCAGGGGUGUCCAAAAUGUGGUCCGGGGGCCAUUUACUUCUUCCGUUUAUCCGAGGUCGGGUCGCGGGGGCAGCAGCCUAAGCAGGGAAGCCCAGACUUCCCUCUCCCCAGCCACUUCGUCCAGCUCCUCCCGGGGGAUCCCGAGGCGUUCCCAGGCCAGCCGGGAGACAUAGUCUUCCCAACGUGUCCUGGGUCUUCCCCGUGGCCUCCUACCGGUCGGACGUGCCCUAAACACCUCCCUAGGGAGGCGUUCGGGUGGCAUCCUGACCAGAUGCCCGAACCACCUCAUCUGGCUCCUCUCCAUGUGGAGGAGCAGCGGCUUUACUUUGAGCCCCCCCCCGAAUGACAGAGCUUCUCACCCUAUCUCUAAGGGAGAGCCCCGCCACCCGGUGGAGGAAACUCAUUUGUACCCGUGAUCUUGUCCUUUCGGUCAUAACCCAAAGCUCAUGACCAUAGGUGAGGAUGGGAACGUAGAAACGGUAAAUUGAGAGCUUUGCCUUCCGGCUCAGCUCCUUCUUCACCACAACGGAUCGAUACAGCGUCCGCAUUACUGAAGACGCCGCACCGAUCCGCCUGUCGAUCUCACGAUCCACUCUUCCCUCACUCGUGAACAAGACUCCGAGGUACUUGAACUCCUCCACUUGGGGUAGGGUCUCCUCCCCAACCCGGAGAUGGCACUCCACCCUUUUCCGGGCGAGAACCAUGGACUCGGACUUGAAGGUGCUGAUUCCCUUUCCCAGUCGCUUCACAGUGAGAGCUGAAGAUCCUGGCCGGAUGAAGCCAUCAGGACCACAUCAUCUGCAAAAAGCAGAGACCUAAUCCUGCAGCCACCAAACCGGUCCCCCUCAACGCCUUGACUGCGCCUAGAAAUUCUGUCCAUAAAAGUUAUGAACAGAAUCUGUGACAAAGGGCAGCCUUGGCGGAGUCCAACCCUCACUGGAAACGUGUCCGACUUACUGCCGGCAAUGCGGACCAAGCUCUGGCACUGAUCAUACAGGGAGCGGACCGCUACAAUCAGACAGUCCGAUACCCCAUACUCUCUGAGCACUCCCCACAGGACGAUCCCGAGGGACACGGUCAAAUGCCUUCUCCAAGUCCACAAAGCACAUGUAGACUGGUUGGGCAAACUCCCAUGCACCCUCAAGGACCCUG